GUCAAAACCCUAAAAACUCCUCUCUCAUCAUUCUUCAGAGCACAGAGAGUACAGAGAUUUAGAGAGAGAGAGAAGAUGCCGGCUGGACAUGGACUGAGGUCCCGGACGAGAGAUCUGUUCUCUCGAGGGUUCCGCAAGAAGGGCACAAUUAAUCUAUCGACGUAUCUUCGCACUUACCACAUCGGUGAGUAUGUCGACAUCAAGGUCAACGGUGCUGUUCACAAGGGCAUGCCCCACAAGUUCUACCAUGGCCGCACUGGUCAGGUCUGGAACGUUACCAAGCGCGCCAUCGGUGUUGAAAUGAACAAGCAGGUGGGUAACAGGAUCAUCCGCAAGCGGAUUCAUGUGCGCAUUGAACAUGUUCAGCCUUCAAGGUGCACCGAAGACUUCAAAUUGCGGAAAAAGAAGAAUGAUAAGCUUAAGGCAGAGGCUAAGGCAAGCGGCGAGGUUAUCAGCACCAAGAGGCAGCCAGAGGGACCCAAACCGGGUUUUAUGGUUGAAGGUGCGACGCUAGAGACUGUCACUCCCAUACCUUAUGAUGUGGUUAACGAUCUAAAGGGUGGCUACUAGAGAGUGCCUCUUUGUCUCAUUUUAUGUGCUGCUGAUUAAAAUUUUGAUUUGUUUUUGAAUACUGUAUGGAAGUGCUUUAUUUUUUUUUAGU
Molecule: messenger RNA, 661 nt
Organism: Camellia sinensis
Lineage: Eukaryota; Viridiplantae; Streptophyta; Magnoliopsida; Ericales; Theaceae
Product: large ribosomal subunit protein eL21x/eL21w
Biological process (GO): translation
Cellular component (GO): ribosome
Molecular function (GO): structural constituent of ribosome
Source: RefSeq, a predicted model, not a curated record